UUGGUCGGGUCAAGAUAACUGCACGACUUCUGUCCACACUUUGUUUAUUCCUGCUGGUGGAGAAGUACAUUCAGUCAUCUACUGACACAGACUGAGCUCAAGAAUGAAGCUCCUGCUCGGUUUGUCUGUUCUGGUGGUGACACUGGGAGUCCUCUAUUCAUCCCCAGAGGAACAACAACCAGGAAUCCCAGAGGACACCUUAAAAGAGUUGUCUAUGAGUGGUGAGAAACUCGUGGAUGAGGAGGUGAGAAGAGCUCUGUUCGGGGUGAAGCAGAUGAAGGAGGUGAUGUGGAGGAACGAGCAGAAGCACGAACACCUCAUGAAGUCCCUGAAAAACAGCAGUGACAAGAAGAAGGGGGCUGCCCAACUGGCUAAGGAGGUGACUGAGAAGCUGGAGGAGGCAGAGGAGCAGUGUAAAGACUCCCUGCAGGCUGAGUGGGAGGAGUGCAGACCCUGUCUGGAGGAUGCAUGUAAAACCUUCUACACUUCCACCUGUCGCAGGGGAUUUGCCACUUUCCAUACCAAGGUGGAGAACUUAUUCCGCAGAGUGUCCGGACGCUUUGGCCUCCGUGAGCCUCGAACUGAUGCAGGGGACAUCCUGGUGAAUCAGGGCCCUGACGAGAGCGACACUGAAGUUGCCCGCAUCGAGGAUUCCUUCAACCGCCUGAUCAGCAAGGUUGGCAUGCUGGUGGGCCGCAGUGUCACCCUGGUCUCCAGGAUGCGCACCAGGCUUGACAAAGUGCUCCAGACGGCCUUCUUGAACGACACCGACACUGUGGAUGAAGAGAGCACGGCUGAUCCCUACCACCCCAGCAGGGACUCAGGCUUCCUUCAGGGUGUGGGAUUGGAGGAGGUGAUGGACUCCUUCUUUGACUUCGGGAAGAGUGUGGUGGACGAGUUUGGAGCUGUGGUGUCCUCUGUGUUUGAUGACAUCCAUGGGGCAGUGGAGGAAAAGGCAAAGAACGUGAGGGAAAAUUUCCCCCGUUUCCUGCAGAACAGGAGGUUGUGCCGAAACCUUCGCAAACAGCCCUCAGAGUGCUGGCAGCUACAGACCCAGUGUGAGGCCUGCCAGGGAACCCUGCUCACAGAGUGCCCCAGUGUUCGGGAGCUGCACGUGGAGCUGGACGAGGUUUCCCAGCUGCUGGAUGUGUCCAAAGAGCAGUACGAUGAGAUCUUGUCUAUCGUUCAGCGCCACACCGAUGAAACAGUCAACUGGCUCAGCAACAUGGCGGCUGAGUUCAGUUGGGUGGGUCAGGCUGUGAGCGACAGCAGCACUCCUGAAAACAUCUUCCGCAUCACCAUGGUGGCGCCAAAGAACCACGAUGAACAGAACAUGUCUGAGACUGAGACCAAGGUGGAGGUGAACAUCCUGAACUCUCCCCCAUUUAUCCUCUCUAUUCCCAGGGAGCUGGAGCUGCAGGACCCAGCCUUCAUCCAGUAUGUAGCCCAAGAGGCUCUGAACAAGUACAAGGACAUGGUCAGGUUUGACGAAGAUGAGUAAAACUACUUUCCCUUCCUCCUUUUCGGAGCUUCUAUCAGCACCUUCUCUCUUAACAGAACUAGACUGUGUUCCCGUAUUGUAGCAUAAUCUUGAAAUGUAAAUACAUUAAAGUUGAACCAUGUCAAUAACUGCCAUUUAUUGAAUGUAAAAAAGAAGAAAUCUUCGUACCUGUUGCCAUUUGGUGUAACGAAAUA
Molecule: messenger RNA, 1695 nt
Organism: Larimichthys crocea (large yellow croaker)
Lineage: Eukaryota; Metazoa; Chordata; Actinopteri; Sciaenidae
Gene: clul1
Product: clusterin-like 1 (retinal)
Exons: 9
Coding region: 104-1501 (465 amino acids)
Cellular component (GO): nucleus
Molecular function (GO): misfolded protein binding
Source: RefSeq, a predicted model, not a curated record